UCAACCGGCAAGAAAGCCAAGUCGAUAGGUUUGUGAAAAUAUGACUACCUCACAUCUUUCUUGCUAAUGGUCUAUUUAGCUUUUUGACAAUAACAUCCUACUGGAAAGCGACAGCUCGCUUAAGUCAUUUGGUUUAACUGACAUACGGUGAACCGGGUGAUGUUUCACUAAUUCAGUCGAACCGGAUUACGAUUACGGCAAACUAAACUAAAUUAUAUAGCCUACGCUGUCUCCGGUCCGGCCGGCUUCGGGAGUAAGUCGUUAUCUUGGGUGGGGAACAUAUAGCCUACUCUAGCGAGACUGAUAUCCUGAAAACUGCAACUGGAUGCUUGCUGCUCACACGUAGCAGAGGAAAGAGCGAAAAUACGGAUAGAUCCAGUAAUCCACUUGCGACUGUCUCCCCGGAAGGCCGUAUUGCUGGUGUUGGUUCGGAAGGUGGCUAGCUAGCUCUAGCUAGCUUGUCAAAAACGUCAGGAAGAACACGGACUGGAAUACAGUCAACCAUAUCAAUAAUUUGAUGACGAUGGACAAGUUAUUAGGCUUUGGACUUUGUGAAGACAAAUGUUUAGCAACCGUGAAGGGGCAGGAGCUCAGAGAUGGCAACAAGGAACCGAGGCUCCUGUCACUGAUCGAGCGGUCUGGAGACUACAUGCUGGGUGUUUUAGCCAAUCCUGAUGCUGUAGUCACGAGUCCAGUGCCUCAGUUGUCUAUCCCCAUCAACAGCCAUUUCCACCUCGUGCGGGAGGCGGAAGAGGCACUUCUGAUUGAUUUCCCCAUUAACUCUCCUCUGCGUGUGCGUGUGCAAGGAGAACGCUCCCCGGAGCUGCUGCUGGAGUUACUGGAUGAUGAGCGCAGUCAGGCUUUCUUCGCGCAGGUGAAGAAGGCCAGGCAUCAAGCUGUGUCAAAAACUCCCCCACCCAAAAACAUGGUCCCUCUUGCCCCCGUGGCCCAUAUGAAGCCGGUUCCUGCUGCCCGACAGAAGGGCAUCUCCAAACCAGUGGCCAUGAUGCUACCCACCCCCAAACCCUCUGUGACUGCCCUGCCCGUCAACCCUAGCAACGGGACAGUCCCAGUCAGAACAGGUGCACAAGAUCCAGCUCUGUCCCUGGCUCUGGACUUUGGCUUUGAGGACCACUUCAACCACACCCUGAAGGUGGAGGAGAAGAAGAACCAGCAAAACCGCAUCCAUGCUACUCGCGAGGCUCCUCCUCCUCCCGUGCCUGCGUUGCCUCCCCGAAAAGCCCCCUCCUACACCCCUCCUCCUGGGCUGCCCCCCAGGAACAGAGCGCCAUCCCUGCCCCCAAGGGAUGGCCUCGGUGUCGCCCCCACCAAUCGAGAGCCCAGGGCCUCGGCCGAACGCUCCAGCACAAUGAGGUAUGCCGUGUUCCCCACUCAGUCCAGCCAGAGAGAGGGCCUUAUCAAACACCGUCUGGCCAAAAAGGAGAAGGAGUAUGUGGACAUACAGAAUUUCAGGGUGUUCACAGGGACGUGGAACGUGAACGGCCAGCCUCCGGAGGGCAGUCUGAGGCCCUGGCUCUGUUGUGACCCUGAGCCUCCGGAUGUCUACGCUUUGGGGUUUCAGGAGCUGGACCUGAGCACCGAGGCCUUCUUCUACCUGGACUCGUCUAAAGAGCAGCUCUGGGUGGAAGCUGUGGAGAGGAGCCUUCACUCUAAAGCCAAGUACUGCCACGUACGCACCAUUCGCCUGGUGGGUAUGAUGCUGGUGGUGUUUGUCAACAGUGAGCACAAGAACCACGUCAAAGAAGUGGCAGUUGGGACUGUGGGCACGGGCAUCAUGGGUAAAAUGGGAAAUAAGGGGGGCGUGGGGGUGCGGUUCGUGUUCCACAACACCACCUUCUGCUUCGUCAACUCCCACCUGGCCGCGCACGUGGAGCACUUCGAGCGCCGUAACCAGGACUACAAGGACAUCUGCGCCCGCAUGGCCUUUCACCUCCUGGAGUACCCCCCCCUCACCAUCGUCAAGCACGACGUAGUCAUUUGGCUGGGAGACCUGAACUACCGACUGUUCAUGUACGACUCGACUGAAGUCAAGUGCCUCAUCGCCAAAAACGAUCUGACGAGGCUUCUGGAAUGUGACCAGCUCAAUGUCCAAAGGCAGACGCAUCAGGCCUUCACUGACUUCAUGGAAGGAGAUAUCAACUUCAUACCCACAUACAAGUAUGACCACAGAUCGGACCGCUGGGACUCCAGUGGGAAGUGCCGUGUCCCGGCCUGGUGUGACCGCAUCCUGUGGCGGGGUGGUGCGGUGAAGCAGCUGCACUACCGGAGCCACAUGGAGCUGCUGACCAGCGACCACAAGCCCGUCAGCGCCCUCUUCAGCGUUGGGGUGAAGGUGGUGAACGAGCAGCGCCACAUGAGGGUGUUCGAGGAGAUCGUGCGCCUGAUGGACAGGAUGGAGAACGAGUUCCUGCCGUCCCUGACGCUGACUCGAACCGAGUUCCUUUUUGGGAACGUGAAGUUCUGCCAGCUUCAGAAAGAGAGCUUUCUGAUCACCAAUGACGGACAGGCCCCGUGCCACUUCAGCUUCAUCCCCAAGCCCAACGACACCCAGUACUGCAAGCCCUGGCUGAGGGCCGAGCCCUGCUACGGCUUCCUGGAGCCCAACGAGACGCAGGAGAUCUGUCUAGAGGUGCUUGUGAACAAGGACUCUGUGACCCUGCUGAAUUCCGGGGAGGACUCCAUCCAGGAGAUCCUGGUGCUGCACCUGGAUCAGGGCAAAGACUUCUUCCUCACCGUCUCCGGGACCUACCUGCCCAGCUGCUUCGGCACGUCUCUGGAGACGCUGUGCCGCAUGAAGAAGCCCAUCCGCGAGAUUCCCGUCACCAAACUCAUCGACCUGGGAGAAGAAAGCUUCAUGGACCAGGAAAACUCGCCGAUGAGCUUCCUGCUGGUGGACUCUCCUGGAACUGAGGAUCGGCCCUUGAAGCUCCCCAAGGAGGUGUGGCUACUGGUAAACCACCUCUACACCAAGUCCUGCAAACAGGAGGACCUCUUCCAGACCCCAGGCCUGGACGAGGAGCUGCAGAACAUCAUCGACUGCCUGGACACCAGCAUUCCUGAAACCAUACCUGGCUGUAACCACUCUGUGGCCCAGGCCCUGCUGAACCUGCUGGAGGCCCUGCCGGAGCCAGUGGUGUGCUACGAGCUGUACCAGCGCAGCCUGGAGGCGUCCCACGACAGCCGCCUCUGCAGACAGCUCAUUUCCCAGCUGCCCCGGGUCCAUCGCAACGUGUUCCGUUAUCUCAUGUCUUUCCUGAGAGAGCUGCUGAAGUACUCCUCCAGCAACAACCUCACCGCCAACUUCUUAGCCACUCUGUUUGCCAGUCUCCUCAUCCGGCCGCCUCCCAACCUGGUGGCCCGGCAGACGGGCCAGGACCGCCAGAGGGCCAUCGACUUCAUCCUGGGGUUCCUCAUGGGCGGAGAGGUGGAGUGAGACCAGGGAGAGGCCUGCCGCUGUUUUUCCAGAACCUGGGAGUGGAGUGCCGGGAGAGGUGCUCUUCCCAUGGACACCAGGGACACAUUUGAUUCCACGGUGGGGUCCGUGAACGUGGGAAGAGCGAGCAGGUUUACCCCCCCCCCCACCACCACCACCCCUGGCUGGCCCCCUUCCGUUCCCCUCCCCUCACUUAAGUCAUCACCGUGCAGUGUUUCUCCCCAAAAUAAGCACACCCUCUCGAUCCAUCCCGACUAAGCAGCUCCUCUGCGCCACCUCUCGGACCAAGAAGGACAUGACCACCACCGUAUCGGCCACCGCUUUCCUGGGUGAACGUCUGACCAUACCUUUCAGUAUAAAAUCCACGUCUGCGGGCUUUCUGCACCAGAAGGACCACCGCUGUGAUGAAGUUGUAACUCCCGUGUGUUUUUGGUCUUGGGCACGAAGGAAUUGGCAGUGUACCGCACUAAAGACAGGUCAGAGUGCAGGACUAUUCGGACUGAAGUGAUGCUGCUUGACGAAAACCUCAAGGUCUGGAGUUUCUUCACAAGUUGAGUUGGGUUUUUGAAACUCUGAUUCUAUUACUGGACCAAAAAAAAACACACCAAGGAAUGUUUCUGGUUGAGCACUUUGUACCAGGCGAUUGAGCACUUUGAAAUAAUCUACCAAUGAGCUGUAAGACUUUAUGUGCUGACCAGGUCUGAAAGACAAUUGAUUGGCUCAGAAUUGUCAGCAGUUGCAUCUGUGGUUGUAUGUGUUGUAUAUUUAUUUUUUGUUCCGUUUUUACAAACCAACUUAUUUGAUCCUCCUAAUCCUGCGUUUCUACAUAUGAUAGAGGGCACUUUACAUGCUGAAGUUAAGAAAAUAAGCUUUGUCAUAUUUAAAAUGUUUGUUUUUGCUUUCCUCGUGGUUGAUUGGAGUGUAUAUUUGGCAUCUUGUCGACCUUAACUGCAGCUGGGGAGUGCCUUUACUGGUGACUUCAUGUUGGGUACUUACUGUGCUAUCCUUCCACUAUUCAGUGUCUGAACCUCCAAAACCCACCCACUUUCUUUCAGAGUAGAAUAGGGCUGGGUUCGCUUUUCUCUUCAUUACAGCCAAUAAUAAUGGCAAUGAAAGAGAUACCGGAAAAACACACCCCUUGCGGUUAUGCCUUUGUGGUUGUUAAUAUUGUUUCACUGUUCAUUGUCCACUGUAGAUAUAAUACUUUACUUCAUAGUAUAAUGGUGUAAGAAUGAGGUGGCAUACUGUAGAUGCCAUGCAGGUUGUAGAGCCUGUCUUUCUUUACACUUUUGGCAAAGGCUAUUAUUUAUGUCUUCUACUUGCACAUAGGAAUGAGAGGAGAUUGGUAUGAUGUCAUGUAUUGCUUUUGUCUUGAGUGUAACUGUGGUUCGCUGAUGUGGAACUUUCCAGUGACAUCACACUGGGAUGUUCAAAGGAUUCUGUGCUGCUGAAAGUCCAUCAGACACGCCCUGAGAAACUGAAAAUCCAGUUUCAUAAACUCAUUAAGGUAGCUCAUUCACUCGCUCGAAAUGGCUUCUGUGGAGGGUGACCGUACCAGGCAAUUAUUUGCUUUAUAGAACUGUGACUGCUCAUCCAAAAUGUAUUCGUACCGACAUGUCGCUCAUAAUAUUACUGUGAUGUGAACAGUUCUUAUGCUAGCUCCACCAUUUUACAUGUUGAUGCUACACUGUACCUCUAUACUACACUUAUUUAUUAUUACUAUAACUGUCCUCAGGUGGAUUUCACUUGCUCAUGAAUUGAAACCCUCGAUCAUAGCUUUUCCAUUUAAACGCUACUCGUGUCUGGAUGUGGCAUGCGGAUCAGGGAACAUAGGGCCUUGGUGUACUAAUUUAAUUACAGGCUUCGCCACCUUGGAAUGCUCUCCCUACUCCCCAGAAGAAUGUCUCACCACCACUCAUCGCUGAAGAACACACAAACACGACUUCCCUAAGCACAGGCGAAAUACACGAGGCUCUGCCUCCGUUAUCCGCUUUAAGAAUACCCCUGGAACACACUCAGUCCGGCGUAUCCCUGCUACCCGCUAAAGCUUCUUCUUUCAUCGCUUCCUCGGACUCUCCGAGGAAGGAAACUCCUCUGGUGAUCAGGGGUGCAGUUCUUCCUGAAUUUUCAUGUUCAAUCAGGAACUCCUGAUUUUCAGGCCAAGAAUUGAGAGCAAGAACCUUGUGUUCUUCAACAGCUCACAGAAAUGGGAUGGGGGGCGGGGGGGCACAACUCUUAGGCCCCAAUACUCGUGGCCCCCUUUAGGCUCUGAAAAAAAUAAUAAAAUCCUAAUUGAAUGAUUUAAGAAAAAUCGAGGAAAGUCACAUUCCUGUUAUACCAAUCGGCCAUUUGCUGACAUUUGAAAGGAAUGGCAGUGCCACUUUCCUGCCACAGAAGCUCUGUAACCUUACAUAGGGUUGUGAAGGUUUCAUGAAUCCAAAAAUGGCUUUGUACCCUUACAUAUUGUUGUGAAGGUCUCGUAAAUCCAAAAAUGGGCGGCGGUAGCACAUUUUGUCAGUGAGAUGGUAAGUUAAUAAAACAACCUUGUUUUGCGGUAAAGAGUCUAAAAGCCUUGCGGUUGUUUUGUUAACGGACAGUAACUGACAGCUGACCUUAACUCCACCCAUUUUGGGAGUCUUGUAUUGUCUCCCCAGCAUGCCUGAGGCUAGCAGGGGGCCUGGGGGCCGCUGGCCUGCGAUUUCUACCCUUGUUCUCGGUGCUGAGUCAUCAGCUCCAUACAUUGUCUUCAGUAUGGCAGUUGGCACUACCAGUGCCAGACCAGUGGGAGAGAUCAGAUUUGUACAGUCUCUGUAUGUAUGUGUUUCUGUAGGUGUUAUUUUGAAUCGCCCAUGUUGAGUGUGUGUGUGUGUGUGUCUGUGUUCUGCUGUUCUUGUGUUGGAGCUGUGCAAAGGUUUGUGAUUGUUGUCCAUAUGCAAAAUGAAAUACCCAUUUGCACACCUUUUAGUGUAUGAUUUUGGUACAUUUUAAUUUAUUUAACGGAAAUAAAUCUGCGGAACUGGAAA
Molecule: messenger RNA, 6477 nt
Organism: Conger conger (European conger)
Lineage: Eukaryota; Metazoa; Chordata; Actinopteri; Anguilliformes; Congridae
Gene: ocrl
Product: OCRL inositol polyphosphate-5-phosphatase
Exons: 24
Coding region: 518-3454 (978 amino acids)
Biological process (GO): signal transduction; phosphatidylinositol dephosphorylation
Cellular component (GO): membrane; cytoplasm
Molecular function (GO): phosphatidylinositol-4,5-bisphosphate 5-phosphatase activity; inositol phosphate phosphatase activity
Source: RefSeq, a predicted model, not a curated record